GCCUCUGUUCAAACCCUAUAAAAUCAGUCCAGAGCUUCCCUGAUCCACUGAAAGCACCAGGAAGAGCCUCUCUUGAGUUCUUUGGAAGAAGGUAGAAGAAAGGAUACUUCUUCAAAAUGGCAAUGGUAUCAGAAUUCCUCAAGCAGGCCUACUUUAUGGACAAUCAAGAACAGGAAUAUGUUCAAACUGUGAAAACAUCCAAAGGUGGUCCUGGGUCUGCCGUGAGCCCCUACCCUGGCUUUAAUCCCUCCUCUGAUGUUGAGGCUUUGCACAAAGCCAUAACAGUAAAAGGUGUGGAUGAAGCAACCAUCAUUGAGAUUCUGACGAAGAGAAACAACGCCCAGCGUCAGCAGAUCAAAGCAGCCUACCUCCAGGAAAAAGGGAAGCCACUGGAUGAAGCGCUGAAGAAAGCCCUCAAAGGUCAUCUAGAGGAAGUGGUUUUAGCUCUGCUGAAAACUCCUGCCCAGUUUGAUGCAGAUGAGCUCCGUGCUGCCAUGAAGGGUCUUGGAACUGAUGAAGACACCCUCAUUGAAAUUUUGGUAUCAAGAAAGAAUAGAGAAAUCAGAGAAAUUAACAGAGUCUACAAAGAUGAACUGAAAAGAGAUUUGGCCAAAGACAUCACCACAGACACAUCUGGAGAUUUCCGGAAGGCUCUGCUUUCUCUCGCUAAGGGUGACCGAUGUGAGGAUCUUGGUGUGAAUGAAGACCUGGUGGACACAGAUGCCAGGGCUUUAUAUGAAGCUGGAGAAAGAAGAAAGGGGACAGACAUAAAUGUGUUCAACACCAUUCUGACCACCCGCAGCUACCCCCAUCUUCGCAGAGUGUUUCAGAGAUACACCAAGUACAGUGAGCAUGACAUGAACAAGGCUCUGGACCUGGAGCUGAAAGGCGAUAUCGAGAGGUGCCUCACAGCCAUAGUGAAAUGUGCCACAAGCACACCUGCCUUCUUCGCUGAGAAGCUUCAUGAGGCGAUGAAGGGCGCUGGCACUCGCCACAAAGCGCUGAUCAGGAUCAUGGUCUCUCGCUCGGAAAUCGACAUGAAUGACAUCAAAGUGUACUAUCAGAAGAAGUACGGGAUCUCUCUGUGCCAAGCCAUCCUGGUAAGCUGUGAUAGUCACAAGGCCACUUACACAAAAGCUCAUGCAGUAUCUUCAAAGAGAAGAGCUGGCUGACUAUGUCUACAUUUC
Messenger RNA from Octodon degus (degu), 1187 nucleotides. RefSeq names its product annexin A1. Gene Ontology annotation, molecular function: calcium-dependent phospholipid binding; cadherin binding involved in cell-cell adhesion; phospholipase A2 inhibitor activity. The transcript is spliced from 12 exons. NCBI's taxonomy places the organism in Eukaryota, Metazoa, Chordata, Mammalia, Rodentia, Octodontidae. The record is from RefSeq and is a predicted model, not a curated record. Gene Ontology annotation, cellular component: cytoplasm; plasma membrane. Gene Ontology annotation, biological process: positive regulation of T-helper 1 cell differentiation; prostate gland development; positive regulation of T cell proliferation. Bases 117 to 1172 code for a protein of 351 amino acids.